Molecule: messenger RNA, 569 nt
Organism: Dipodomys ordii (Ord's kangaroo rat)
Lineage: Eukaryota; Metazoa; Chordata; Mammalia; Rodentia; Heteromyidae
Gene: Mrpl41
Product: mitochondrial ribosomal protein L41
Exons: 1
Coding region: 37-444 (135 amino acids)
Biological process (GO): translation
Cellular component (GO): mitochondrial large ribosomal subunit
Molecular function (GO): structural constituent of ribosome
Source: RefSeq, a predicted model, not a curated record
CUCCGCCUGAACGCCGUCCCCCCCGCAGGGCGCAGCAUGGGCUUCCUGACGGCCGUGACGCAGGGCCUGGUGCGCGGCGCCGACCGGAUGAGCCGGUGGACCAGCAAGCGCGGGCCGCGCACCUUCUACAAGAGCCGGGGCGCCAAGAGAACCGGCGUCCUCGCCCCCGGCCGCAAGUUCGUGCAGAUCAAGGAAAUGGUCCCGGAGUUCGUGGUUCCAGACCUGACUGGCUUCAAGCUCAAGCCCUACGUGAAUUACCGCACUCCCGCAGGCACCGAGACGCCGCUCACUGCCAGAGCGCUCUUCCUGGAAGCCGUUGCACCUGCUAUCGAAAAGGACUUUAAAAAAGGCGCGUUCGAUCCCGACCGCCUUGAGAAGUAUGGCUUCGAGCCCACCCAGGAGGGCAAACUCUUCCAGCUGUAUCCCAAGAAUUUCCCACGCUAGAAAGCAGUGUCCACAGGCUUCUCUCCACAGGAGCCCAUACUAACCCCACCUCAGAUCACCAGUCUCUGGGGAGGCAUGGGGAAGCGUCUUCAUGCUUGUCUAUUAAAGGCCUUUGUUACCCUGUA